Necator americanus (New World hookworm) is the source of this 234-nucleotide messenger RNA. RefSeq lists its product as uncharacterized. Gene Ontology annotation, molecular function: nucleic acid binding. The transcript has a single exon. The record is from RefSeq and is a predicted model, not a curated record. The coding region runs from base 1 to 234 and encodes 77 amino acids. Lineage: Eukaryota; Metazoa; Nematoda; Chromadorea; Rhabditida; Ancylostomatidae.
AUGCUGUGUAGGGAGCUGCUGCUCGACGACAAGGCGAUCGACGCCGAAAUCUACACACGGCAACUCCGCGACCUGACCACCACAAUUCGAGUAAAGCGACCGAGACCUGGUGCCGUUCAUCUCCUCCACCACAACGCGCUGCCGGAUCUCGUUUCAGCCACUCGCCGCCGACUUGAGGUCUCAGUUUGGAAAGCGGUGUCUCACCCACCCUAUUGUCCGACCCUCGCCCCAUGA